ACUCAAUUCACGUACCAGUACCUAAUGUUACUGGGCUAACAGUUGUUUACUGUUUACUACCUCACUCACUUCACUCACUCUCUUAUCGACCGAGGGAGAGGGACGGAGGUAGGGAGUAGAAGUAGCACUUUCUACUUCGUCCCGUGUUACGUUUUACCUUUUUUUGAUCAAUUUUUAACUGUUGUAAUCUUGUCAUUUCAAUGUUUCACGUGUUUGUUACGUUCGCGUUUAUUUAUUAGUUGUCGUGUCCGUACGAACAUCCGUCUUUUAAUACAUCCCAAGAAUAUCCGGAACCGAGGUUAUGUUGUAGUGUCAUUACCUAGGAACAAUUUCGUUGGUGAACUAUGCAUCAUAAUUCAAAAAUAGAAUCUUGUGAACUGUUGUUUGUUGCCUGAUUUCCAUAUUUUUGUAACGAGAUCACUCACAGGAAACACCCUUGCGGGAAAAAAAGACUGGUUAAUUUUAAUGAUCAGGUAUCGAAAAUUUCGGUAAUAGAAAUCGCAUCAGAAUAUGGCUACGAUAGAAGGCCGUCCCGCACAAUAUGGAAUUACCUUGAAACAGCUACGUGACCUUAUGGAUCAUAGGGGCCCCGAAGGAAUAGCAAAAAUUAACGAACUAGGAGGGGUACAAGAGAUAUGUAAAAAACUAUACACAUCGCCUAGUGAAGGACUUAGCGGAUCAGAAGUUGACAUUGCACAUAGGAGAGAAACAUUUGGAUCGAACUCAAUCCCACCUAAACCACCAAAGACCUUUCUUAUAUUAGUAUGGGAAGCGCUACAAGAUGCAACCCUCAUAAUCUUAGAAGUAGCUGCCAUAGUGUCUUUAGCUCUUGCCUUGUAUCAACCAAAAGAUGAGACUGACGCAAAUGUGGAUGAAAGUGAAGAAUCUAGUGGGUGGAUAGAAGCUAUGGCUAUUCUACUUUCAGUUAUAGUUGUAGUACUUGUAACAGCCUUCAAUGAUUAUUCAAAAGAGAGACAAUUUAGAGGGUUACAGAGUAAGAUAGAAGGCGAACACAAAUUUUCCGUAAUAAGACAAGGUGAAGUUAAACAGAUCCCUGUCAGUGAUAUAGUUGUAGGUGAUAUAUGCCAAAUAAAAUAUGGUGAUCUUUUACCGGCUGAUGGCAUCCUUAUACAAUCGAAUGACUUGAAAGUGGACGAAUCCUCCCUAACAGGUGAAUCAGAUCAUGUGAAAAAAGGCGAGAAGUUUGAUCCAAUGGUUUUAUCCGGCACACACGUAAUGGAAGGGUCGGGUAAGAUGCUUGUCACUGCAGUGGGUGUCAACUCGCAAGCAGGCAUCAUAUUCACCCUUCUUGGAGCUGCCGUCGAUCAACAAGAAGCCGAACUUAAGAAGAUGAAGAAAGAAGCUAAAAAGAUGAAGAAGAAGAAGGGUUCACCAGGGGAAGAAGACAACGUAACUGGCAAUAGCCACAUGAACUCCCCAUCACCGGCAACAGUACCUCACAAGAAGGAACCAGCUCGUAAGCAAGAAGAAAGCGCUAAGGAGAACAAUGUCAAUACCACUGAAGCUUCUAAGAGCCACAAGAAAGAGAAGUCCGUACUUCAGGCGAAACUGACCAAGCUAGCCAUACAGAUAGGAUAUGCUGGAUCCACGAUAGCCGUGCUGACUGUUGUCAUUCUGAUGACUCAGUUUUGUAUCCAAACUUUCGUGAUUGAACAAAUGCCAUGGAAGGUUGCAUAUGUCAACAGUUUCGUCCGCCACGUUAUCAUUGGUGUUACUGUACUCGUUGUUGCUGUUCCUGAAGGAUUACCGUUGGCUGUAACUCUGUCAUUAGCUUAUAGUGUUAAGAAAAUGAUGAAAGAUAACAACUUAGUAAGGCACUUGGAUGCUUGCGAGACUAUGGGCAAUGCGACAGCAAUUUGCUCUGACAAAACUGGUACUCUGACUACGAACCGUAUGACGGUUGUACAAUCGUAUAUCUGCGAGCAGUUGUGUAAAACUAUGCCUAAAUUCUCCGAUAUACCAUCUCAAGUGGGCAAUCUCAUCAUCCAGGGAAUAUCUGUCAACUGUGCUUACACAUCAAGGAUUAUGCCAGGGGAUGAAGGAAGCGACCUUCCAAAACAAGUAGGCAACAAAACUGAAUGUGCAUUGUUAGGCUUUGUCCUGGGUCUUGGCAAGAACUACCAGACCAUCAGGGAUGACUAUCCAGAAGAGACGUUCACCAGAGUAUACACCUUCAACUCAGUUAGAAAAUCGAUGAGUACUGUCAUACCACGUCAAGGCGGAGGCUACAGGUUAUACACGAAAGGAGCUUCAGAAAUAAUACUUAACAAGUGUGCCUUCAUCUACGGCCAUGAUGGUCGUUUGGAAAAAUUCACCAGGGAUAUGCAAGAGCGUUUGUUGAAGCAGGUUAUCGAACCAAUGGCUUGUGAUGGAUUGAGGACCAUUUGUAUUGCUUUCAAGGACUUCGUGCCUGGCAAAGCCGAAAUCAACCAGGUACACAUCGAAAAGAAUGAGCCACACUGGGAUGACGAAGACAACAUCGUCAGCAACUUGACGUGUCUGUGCGUGGUGGGCAUCGAAGACCCCGUCAGACCGGAAGUGCCAGACGCUAUCCGUAAAUGUCAGAGAGCAGGUAUCACUGUCAGAAUGGUAACAGGCGACAACGUGAAUACGGCUAGAUCGAUUGCAACAAAGUGCGGCAUCGUCAAACCUAACGAAGACUUCCUCAUUCUUGAGGGCAAGGAGUUUAACAGGAGGAUCCGCGACAGCUCAGGAGAGGUUCAACAACACUUGCUUGACAAGGUGUGGCCUAAAUUGCGAGUACUCGCCAGAUCUUCUCCUACUGAUAAAUACACCUUGGUCAAAGGUAUUAUCGACAGUAACGUGAGUGAAAACAGGGAAGUAGUUGCUGUAACUGGUGAUGGUACUAAUGAUGGUCCAGCUCUUAAGAAGGCUGAUGUCGGUUUUGCUAUGGGAAUCGCUGGUACUGAUGUAGCUAAGGAGGCUUCUGACAUAAUCCUGACGGAUGAUAACUUCAGCAGUAUAGUGAAAGCAGUCAUGUGGGGCCGAAACGUUUACGACAGCAUAGCCAAGUUUUUGCAGUUCCAACUUACUGUCAACGUUGUUGCCGUUAUUGUCGCUUUCAUUGGUGCUUGUGCCGUACAAGACAGUCCCCUAAAGGCUGUGCAAAUGUUAUGGGUCAACUUGAUUAUGGACACCCUGGCAUCACUAGCUUUGGCCACAGAAAUGCCAACUCCAGAUCUGCUACUAAGAAAACCCUACGGUAGGACAAAGCCCUUGAUUUCAAGGACAAUGAUGAAGAACAUUCUAGGCCAGGCGGUCUACCAACUGACUGUCAUUUUUGGAUUACUCUUUGUGGGUGACAGGAUAUUGGAUAUCGAACCGGGACGAGGCGCCAAUGCAACCCAUGGUCCAACCCAGCAUUUCACGAUCAUCUUCAACUCCUUCGUCAUGAUGACCUUGUUCAAUGAAUUCAACGCCAGAAAGAUCCAUGGUCAAAGGAACGUCUUCGAGGGAAUUUUCACCAACCCUAUUUUCUACACUAUCUGGUUUGGAACUUGCUUAGCACAGGUGGUAAUUGUCCAAUACGGCAAGAUGGCGUUCUCCACAAAAGGCCUGACCUUGGAGCAGUGGCUUUGGUGUCUCUUCUUUGGGCUGGGAACCCUCCUAUGGGGACAGCUGGUCACCACCAUUCCCACCCGCAAGCUUCCAAAGAUUCUAUCAUGGGGCCGUGGCCAUCCCGAGGAAUACACAGAAGCCAUCGCUAUUGGCGAAGAAAAAUACGAUCUUGACUCUGACAAAAAACCGAGAGCUGGUCAAAUUUUAUGGAUCAGGGGUUUAACUAGAUUACAAACGCAGGUGAUAGGUGGUGAAUUACAAGAACGUUUGAUUCCAGUCCCAUACAGCAAGAGCUCGACUGACCAAGCUGUAAGCUGCUUUUCUACCAUCUAUCUGUCCGCUGUGUAUUUUUAUAUUACGCUGACCGCUCUGUUUAGUGUUUUCUGCCAGAAUUGGUCACUGCUUCUCUCACCUUGUUUCUCUCAUUGUGCUUCAGAGCAAGUCGAUUUCAAACUGGAAACAUUGUACAAGCACCACUUUUACUUCAUCAAAAGCUAAUGGUUCGGAGGUGAUGGAAAUAUAAUUGUCGCGAGUAUAAUUUUGAUAUUCUACUUUGUAAAUACAUAGGGAUUUUUGUUUUCGUAAAUUACUUUAAAGCUGCUUCAUCACAUAUCAUAUAAUAAUCAAUUAUUUUAAAUUAUAAAAAAUAAGUAUAUUUCAAUUUUUUCACAACUUAUCUGUUGGAUUGGAUUAAUAGCAUCUUAAUACUUGGAGGUGAUUUGCAUCAAAUAGCUUUAAACAUAUAUGAAUCCAAGGUUUAUAAGUUUUAAAUAAAUUUAUAUUUUUAAAUAAAUGCUUAUCAGUUCUUUAUUGUUGUAAAUUACGGCUGAUAUAUCAAAAAGCGUACCGCUUGUAUGAUGUUUCCGGUUUAAAAACUAUGUGCAGUGGGGUAAACAGCCAAAAUAUUUUAUACCUCAACAAAACAAUGAUUUUCCGAAAUCGAGAUUAGUUCCUUAUAGGAUAAACUAUGAUCAGAUACUUUAGUCAAACAUAAAACUCAGCUAAGAUCUCGAAAGUUUAGCUUUUAAGUUGAAAUGUCUGAUGUAUGACUUUGUUGAAUUGGAAGGUGAUAAAAAUCUCCAGAAUUUUAAAAAAGUAAUCACGUGCUCAGCAACCCGUUUACUCUUAUCAUCAAUCCUCUAGCAAUGAGUGUAGUAGCAGAUGAUGGCGACGUACGAGAUUUGCUGAUUGUCUAGCAAGCCUUAAAAACAUCCGACAACAGAAAUUAUGAGCAGAAUUUGAAAUACAGUUCAAGUAUAGGGAUUAGUGAACUGUGAAGUCAGAGAACUUUGAGUGUACAGCUACUCGUAACCACUAGUAAAUGGCAUUCGCACAUCAUCUUUUCAGUGUCAUAUCACUUCUUUGCUUUACUGUUAGAAAUUUGCAUUAUGAUAUCUCUCUGUAUAUGCUGCUUGCUUGAUCGAAAUGCACAAUUUAAUAUAAAAUAAAAAUACAGUUUUUCACAAAAUAUGUGCUAAACUAUAGAGGAACAGUUGCAGUACUGUGUAUUUUGUGAUCGUACUGUACCAAAUCAAAAGACUCUUUCUUGGAUAUUGGUUAGUGUUUGAAGGAUAUUGUUCCAAGUAAAAAAACUACGUAGCUUCCUUAAUGGAAAUAAUAAUAAAGCGUAUUUUAUUGAGACUGACCAAUGUGUCAACAAAGAAUCAGCUGAUUGUCAUGUAUAUGUUGGCAAUGCAUGCAGAUGUUUAGCCAUUCCUAAUUACAGAAACAACAGAAUGUACAUUUUUUAUAUAAGUCAUAUAAUUUUGAGAUGAUUAAUGUAAUAGAGCAAGCCGAAAAUUUCCCUGUAUUAAAAAAAGUGGUGAACUACCCUUGAAAUGAAGAUGAUGGAAAUUUAUUUUUUCAAUAUUGGACGACGUUAAAGGCUUGGCAGUUCAGUAAUCCUAACAUUAGUUUUUUUCCAGUCAAUAAGCACCUGCCGAAGAAAUAGUUAGAUUGACGUUGAACCGUAUCAAACUAUUUAAGCCAUACCAGUGAUAGCAACUAACUCUGAAAAUGUCGAAUGCCCUCACUAUAAUCCCAAUAAUUACACAUUGCCUACAUUUUAUUUCAAAGUAAUUUCGAUAGCGGAAAAUGAUUUUUGAUGAGGUUAAUCAUAAUUUGAUUUGGCUGUAAUACAUACCUCGUGUGACCAUACACGCAAUUUUUGUGUUGCUUGAAGUGACUCAUCUGCUAAUUUGACAGGUAGCGAGGACUUUGACAGACGAAGUCAGAUGCUAAGGAGUAGCUUUUUUCUUGCAGUAGAAUGACUUUGAUUCAAGUAAAUGAGAAUUUUUUUGUCGUUUGGAAUAUUCCCAUUCCAAUUAGUGAUUUGAAAAUUUUAUUUCAUUUAUAAUAGAAAUGGGAAUAUCUUGAACGAAAUAGAUACGUCCGAUUUAUAAUCAUGAAUUGAACAUUCCGGUCCCGGAGGACUUUAACCUAGGAUUCAACCCUUCAUAGCUCCUUUUUUAUGUCUAUGGUAAAGAAGCAGUGACAAUUUGUCUUUUCGUUAUUAUUUGGUAGACUCUCUCGAAAGUUUUUUCGUUUUAUUCUUUUGGUAGCUUUAAUACAUCCGUAGGAGGCUAAUGUGUUUUCUUUUGAUUUGAUGACCAGAGUGAUUUCAGAGUUUUUUUUUGUUUUAUUAACUCUCUUCCGUGUUUUCUGUAAUAAUCAAACUAACCUACGUUUCGAAAUAAACGGUUGCAGUAUUGGAGAAAAAUCGCAAGUGUGUUGUCUGAAAGCAAUUUUCCGAAGGAUUUUUGUUGCUUUGAGGGUCUGGUUUUGAUUUUAGUCCAGGAGGUACAACCCAAAAUGUAUAAAAAAUAAGUUAUGUUACAUUUACAACCUGUCGUGUAAAGCAAUAAUCGAUGUUCGAUUUCUGAAUGAAUAAAUUUCUUAUGCUCAUAAUUUCAUUAUUUCUAUCCUUAAACUUGAAAAUGAACGUAAAGUCGCCGCUGUGCUUAUAAGCAUUUUUAUUUAAAGGUUUUAGUACGUUAAAUAUCAAACAUUUGUUCCAGUUGUUUCGUCAGAUUGACAUUGAUAUCCGAAUAUCAAAACUUAUUGUGAUCAACCAUUAACUUCCUAUAACUUCUUACGAAGUCAUAUUUGUCACUAACGGAAAUAUUUCGAUGCCCUUUAUCUUUCUCAUCCAGUUACGCUUUAACAUGUUUUGCUUGUAGCUCCUAGACUACGAUUGGAAGCCUCGAUUUUCCUAUUUUCAUUGUGCAUGGUGCAUGGUGUUUUUUUUUUUAGUUAUUUUAUUUUCCAAAGAUGCAUAAGAUCGCUCAAAACGACUGCUCUGCCGAAUUUUUGUCGAUUUGUUUUUUAUGAAACAAUUUUUUGAAGCAGGUGUUGACUAUCUUCAGGUCCAAAGAAAAAUGUUUGUUGGUUGUUGAUUGUUUUGAUUUUUCUAUAUUGUUGUUACUUAACGGAUAUCUUUGGCCUGAAAUAUUUAAUCGAGAGUAUUUUUAGUCUCCAUACAUUUGAAUUUUAUUUGUAAAUAUUAGAAAUUGAAAGUAACGCAAUUUUAAUGCCUUUGUUUAUUUUUUGCAUAACUUAGAGCCAUAUUUCGGUUGCUUUUUUAAAAUAGGCUAAUAAUGUUGGCCUUACGCACAUAGCAAUAGUAUUGUUUGUAAAAUUGUUAUAUAGAGGCAUACAGAUGUUCCAGUAGGAUUGAACCCACUUUAGCUCUUCGAACAAAUUAUAUAUCAGCGUGGAAUAUCUAGAUCUCUGUAAGAAUUUUGAGCAUUUGCGCCAUACAAUGAAGUGGUUACUCUGCACAUAUAAAAUGGAAACACCACCUGGCAGAUGAAUUUUAUAGUUGAGUUCUGACUUACACAAACAUAUGAGGAAAAUAUGUUAUGGUCGGAAGUAUGGAGGCGAAAUAGUUCUACCAGUAACCAAAUAUUCAAAGUAUGAUAUACAAACCGAUUGGUCCAAAAAAAGGUUUUGGUUAACCCUGAAUAUUUUUUUAAUCCAAUAGAUUUGACUCGAACAAGAAAAUAUGAUUUUUCUGUCGCUUUUCCACGUCGGUAUCUUAUUUGAUUGAAGGGUCACGAUGGUUUAAACCUCCUGGAACAACCUGUAUAUAUUUAUAUGUACCUACAACCACAUAUUUUUGUAUAUGUAGGUGGAAAAAUUGGUUUUUGUAUUCAACUAUAUGUAUGAAUAUGUGCGUCUGUAUACAUAUAGAUAUACGUUAUUGCCAAAGUGUACUUAGAGUUGUUUAUUCUUAACACACUUGCUGUUUUCCAGUUUUCUUUAUAAUAAAUUCGAUGAAAAAAUAACUGAUUUUAUUUUACAUUCGGUAUGUAGGGUGAGCCAGAAUUAUAUAUUUUACAUAUUUAUAUGUAUUGCGAUGACACCAGGAACAGUUGGAGUGGAUGCAUACUCGUACUUUCGCGAAUCCUGAAAUAUAACGACGAAGUUCAUAAGUGAAACCAACAUUUUCGAAUGUAUCUGUAAAGAUCCUUCAUGUAGGCUGAAUCGCUUGCAGGGAAAUAAGAGAAUAAAAUGGGCAAACCUCGGACUGAAAGAUGUUAAUCUCAAAAGCAUAUACAUUUUGUUUUGACGUCCUAUAACCUGUCUCGAUAGUUUUAUCUAAUAUCGUGUCUGCGUCUUGAGUUAUUCCAGGUUCAACGUCACAAAAAUCGAUUUUUGCAAAUCUUUUCUUUGUACUUAAUGUCAUUUGUACCUAGGUGUAUUAGAGUUACAGAGAGUAAAUUUUUGUGCAAUACAAAUAUACACGUUUCUGGAAAUAACAUGUCGAUCUCUUGUAAGCAAGCAUAUAAAUCAAAAAAAUAUGCUAUAAGUUCCUAUAAGAGAAGUCCAACGGAGAUAUAGGCCCCAGAAUGGCGACGCUGAAAAUAGGUUUUGCUCAAAUAACUUUUGAACGACACUAUAAAAAUUUUGAAAGCCUACUAAUUAGUUGACUCGGUAUUACUAAAAAAAUUACAGCCUGCAUCAUAAUGACCCAACGAUAACAUAUUUGGGAAGCCUUAUCUUCAAGAUUAAAAAACUUACUUUUGUUUGACAUCGAUAAAAUGAACCGUUUUUUGAGAAAACCUCUUCACUUUCAGUACAGGUCUAAUAAUUUAAAAUUCUGAUAAAUUCGUAAUGAGCGACCCAAAAAAACAAAAGUGUACGAAUUUUCAGGUCACUUGAUUUAGAUUAGGCUUUCCAAAAAUAUUAUUCUUGAGCCAUUAUUAUACAGGGUGUGUCAAUUGUUUCUCAUGGACACACUGAAACCUCAACUGGUUACUAAGCUGUCAAAAUUUCGUUCAUUCGUGUUGUUCGUAUGUUAAGAAAAUCCCAUUUUCAAUAGCUUCAUUUAGGGUAGACCCCAUGGCUUUCUGUGUUCUAUAUGUAUCCGAGAGAUUGGCAUCGUAUUCUGGGACAUUCUGUAUAGCAAUAUUUCAUACAAUUACAAUUAUUUAUUACAAUUCUUGGGUUAGUACUUGCAACAUCUUGAGAAUGCAUCCUUUGCUUUUGAAACGAUCGGUUCUUCCCAACAAUGAAUUGCUGAUGGUCCUGUAAAGUCAUAUACAGUGGACCACGUCAGUUCAGCGCACAUUCAUCAUCAUAUCAUUAAUUUUUUAGGAUUCGAGCAGUCGAAAAGGGUAAAAAUUAAAUCUUCUAUACUUUGCACUAUUGCAAUGUUUGUGCAGCAUAAAUGUUUCUACAAAUGACAUGAUUGCAUAGUUAACCCCCAGAAAUAACGCGAAUAGUGAGAAAAGUUGUUUAUCGAUUUGCUCAUAAUUAUAUUUUUAUUCACUAUCUCGACUCCAAUGGGUAGCUUAAGCAUCCCUAUUGCUGUGUCUUGGGGUCAGUCGCAAUUCAAAUGAAUCAUUAUGUAAUAUUGGCCGCCCUCGAUAUUCUGAUACUUCGUGUGGUUUUUGAAGUGAUUUUUGUUUUGAUUUUGUGUGUAUAUUUUUAAGAUUUAGUCAGUUGUGUGUUUACUAAUACCCACAUAUACAUACAUACAGGUGGGGCAAAAUCACGUAAGCAAAGUAACGAAUAUCUGGUAAAACUGUAUGUAUUUGAAUAUUGUUCUUCGUGUGUGUUUAAGUGGUGCUCAGUUCAUUAAACUGUGUUGAUUUGUGAGACAUUUUUUGCUAGUUCGAUGUUUUAAAUCUGGUCACCGUUAUGACAAAAAUAUGACUGCUUGCCGAUACCCCAGUCUCAGGAAACAUUUUAUACAAGCUUAUCGAAGAUUCUAAAAAUAAUUAGUGAUUUUUGUUUAAUUUGAAAGUUUUUUCCAUUCUAAAAAGGAAUAUUUUAUAGGAACGUUAAAACUGAACUUAGGUGCUCUCAACGACUCUAUUUAGAUAAUUUAGUGUUGUUAAAAGAAGUACACCCAAAAGUGCGAUGCUAAACACUGGGUGCACCCAGGCAUCCACUGCGGAAGUUACGAUAAAUGAUUCUAUAUUUUCCUGCAGUUCAGUCCAUCGUGUCCUUCAAUUUUUUUUAUUAUGAGAAAAUUGGUUUUAGUUGGAAACCAUUCAAGAACUGCCCCUUAUACUGAUCUGAGAGUAUUGGUUCCCAGCCACGCUUAUUAUGACUAAAAUGAUUCCAAUUUUAUUUUUGUUUGUGUCAAAAU
This is a messenger RNA of Acanthoscelides obtectus, 10198 nucleotides long. Lineage: Eukaryota; Metazoa; Arthropoda; Insecta; Coleoptera; Chrysomelidae. The record is from the annotation of a GenBank genome assembly.